AUGCCUCUCUGGCUGAUCUUCCACCCCGAGGGUACCUUCGAAGACGUUGCGUCCAAAGAAGCCCUCGCAGCCGACAUCACCAAAAUCUACACAAGCGUUGGUCUUCCGGCGUUCUACGUGGUCACAAACUUCAUCAAGAUGCCUGAAAGCACCAUGUUGGUGGGCGGCAGGGUGAUCAAGAAGGAAAAGCCGUUCAUCCGACUCGCGAUUGAGCAUAUUGCUGUGACCCUUCCCAACCAAGACGAAGAGUACAAAAGGGUUGCCAACGCGGUGGAUAUUUGUCUCAGACCGCAUGUUGCGGACAAGGGAUACGAUUGGGAAUUUCAUAUUGACGAGACGGAGAGGAGGCUGUGGAAGAUAAAUGGAAUGUUUCCUCCGGCUUUUGGAAGUGAGGGCGAGAAUCUCUGGUUCAGGAAGAACUUGCCAGUGCCUUUAUUAGAGAAGGGGAAUCUCUGA
Diaporthe batatas is the source of this 456-nucleotide messenger RNA. RefSeq lists its product as uncharacterized. The transcript has a single exon. The record is from RefSeq and is a predicted model, not a curated record. Bases 1 to 456 code for a protein of 151 amino acids. NCBI's taxonomy places the organism in Eukaryota, Fungi, Ascomycota, Sordariomycetes, Diaporthales, Diaporthaceae.